CAGCCGCCAAACCAAGCUUCUCGGCCUCUUUUUGAGUGCUACCGCGUAACAAUAUUCUGGACUAGCGGAAGCAGUUCCCGAAAACAACGACCUUCAAAGCCUUAAGUUGAUGGUUCACGGUGCUCCGGCGCGCGCCGACUCGUCCCCGGCCCAUUGACACCACGGAUGAAGCGGCCGAAGACCCACACUACGGGGCCGGACCACUCGGCCAUCAACGACACGCGCCGAGAAGAUGUCGGCAACAGACCUUGGGUAGUACACGGUGCUGACAAAACACACGAUCUACCAAGUCUAAGCUGAAGCAUAUGAAGUUGAAUCGAAUUCGCUAUUCAGUAUAAAAUUGCCAACGCCUCACUCCCAUUCCAAUAGUCCCCUAUCCCGCCAUCCAGCCUCACCUUACAUCCCCAUCUCCAAAUAAUCAACCCAGCUCUCAAGAUGGCCUCUCACGCCACCAAAACACCAGACCCUGUCCCCCUCGAACUCAUCGAGAACCCAGCAGCCAAAGAUGCACCCUACUACACCCCAUCCCAAUCUCCCCCCUCCGGCACAGCCCUCCCAACAUCCUCCUCUCCCCUCCCAAAACUCUUCACGCCCCUCAAAAUCCGCUCCCUCACCCUCCAAAACCGCCUCUUCCUCGCUCCCCUCUGCCAAUACUCCGCCGACCCAACCGCCGGAAACCUCGCAACAGACUGGCAUCUAACCCACCUAGGCGGCAUCCUCCAACGCGGGCCCGGCCUCACCCUAAUGGAAUCCACCGCCGUCCUCCCGGAAGGCCGCAUAACCCCGCAAGACCUAGGCCUCUGGUCCGACGCCCAGAUCCCGCCCCUCCGCCGCAUCACCGACUUCGCCCACUCCCAAAACCAAAAAAUCGGGAUCCAGCUGAGUCACGCAGGCCGCAAAGCGAGCACCGUCGCCCCCUUCAUCCACGCCAACGCGACCUCGCCCCCUGAAGCACACGGCUGGCCAGAAAAAGUCUACGCACCCUCCGCACUGCGCUUCAACGACGCAUACCCCCUCCCCAAACCCCUAACCCUCCCGCAAAUCGAAUCCCUCAAAGAAGCCUUCGUCGCCGCCGCCCUCCGCGCAGUCCGCGCCGGCUUCGACGUCGUCGAAAUCCACGCCGCGCACGGCUACCUCCUCCACCAAUUUCUCAGCCCAAUCUCCAACGCCCGCGCCGACGCCUACGGCUCCUCCUCCUUCGAAACCCGCACCCGCCUCCUCCUCGAGAUCACCUCCCUCGUCCGCGCCGCGAUCCCCGAAGGGAUACCGCUCUUCGUCCGCAUCAGCGCGACGGAUUGGUUCGACGACAGGACGGACCUCGUCCCGCACAGCUGGACGCUCGCCGACUCGUGUAGGCUGGCGCCUUUACUCGCGGAGCGGGGCGUCGAUCUGCUGGACGUGAGCUCCGGCGGGAUUCAUCCGCUGCAGGCGACGAGUAUCAAGGGCGGACCCGGGUACCAGGCCGGUUUCGCAAAGGAGGUCAAAAAAGUUGUCGGGGAGAGCAUGCUUGUUUCGGCUGUGGGUGGGAUUAGUACGGGGACCAUGGCGGAGGGGUUCCUCCAGGAGGGGUUAGAUGUGAUUAUGUGCGGUCGGUGGUUCCAGAAGAAUCCCGGGUUGGUGUAUGCGUAUGCCGAUGAACUUGGGGCCAAUGUCAAGAUGGCGAACCAGAUUGGAUGGGGGUUCGGUGGACGCGGAAAGAGGAAGACAGAUGCGAGCGAUAAAGAAGAAAGUCUAUAGACACUGUUAGAUAGACCACAAUAGACGCGGGGAGAUUAGCCUACUGAUAACCCGACUUGCCAGAGAC
Colletotrichum acutatum is the source of this 1804-nucleotide messenger RNA. RefSeq lists its product as uncharacterized. The transcript has a single exon. NCBI's taxonomy places the organism in Eukaryota, Fungi, Ascomycota, Sordariomycetes, Glomerellales, Glomerellaceae. Gene Ontology annotation, molecular function: NADP binding; NADPH dehydrogenase activity; FMN binding. Bases 436 to 1737 code for a protein of 433 amino acids. The record is from RefSeq and is a predicted model, not a curated record. Gene Ontology annotation, cellular component: intracellular anatomical structure.